AUGUCAGCGGUGGCUGCCGUUGCAAGACCCAUGCUCCAAGGCGCUCAUGGGGACUAUCCUGAAGGACCUACACAUGUUGUACCUCUGUUACUAGCCGUUCUUCCAGGUUUAGAUCCUAAUGAUAUCAAAAAGACAUUAGUUACCUUGCACUUUAUACUGAUCUUCAGUUGGAUGGUCCCGUAUAUCGACUGCAGCUCAGCCCACGAGCAUUGGCCUGAUUUGACAGAAGAGGAAUUACUAACCUGUGAAUCUACAGCUCAGUUCGAGGAUUUCGUACUAGUGUUCCUUGAUAGAUUGUUCACGAUCAUAGAAUCCAGUGUCAUGGAGCAUGUUCGUUUGGAUACAAAGGAAUCCGACUGCGUUCGUAGUAAAACUGAUGCGGUUAUGGAAACUGCUAUUUCAUCAGCUGCUACCUCUGUAUUGAUGCAAUGCUCGCCUAAGAUCUUCAAGGAAGCUUUGAAGAAGUUUAAGGCAUUUGCGAAUGAGUCUACAUAUGAAACAAACGUUUCUGGUAGUAUGAUUGGAGUGUUAUUAAAAGUUUUCGCUCGUAUCGACUCCGAAUCGACUUUAGCUGCGUUUGUACCCGAUCUAUGCGAAGAGCUAAAUGAAUUACUAUCUACAGAAGAAGCUAUUCGCGAUGAGAACCCUCAAAGAGACUUGUCAUACAGUUUGGUGUUGCUCAUGAACGUUGUAGAAUGCGAUGGGGUGGUGUUACUAAAAUACAUUCCGCAGAUAAUUCCAGUAUUGGAUAAAGCGCUCAAACUUCACGCUAAGUACUCUCUGAUUCGUGCGUGUGAGAUCUUAAGCCACAUGUUUACUUCGUUAUGCUUUGUGGACUUGAAGGAGUGGAGGAGUUCUCCUAAGGACUAUGGGUCGGCGCCGCAGACUUGGUUGCCUAUUAGAGAGUGGGGGAGAGGGUGUUUGCUAAAGGAGGCGGACUUUAAGUGGCACGUGCCGUGUGAGGAGGAGGCGGCGUGUGCGCAGAUGCUGGUCGACAGGUAUGCUAAAGAUAUCAAUUGGUCUAAACAACUCACCGGCGAACUUGGACUUAUCAAAGUCCUUAUAAGCAUGAGUCAGAAGGUCCACUCUGUUCUCUGUCCCGUAGUGUUCUUUGAUGACCUCCCAGACGGCAUGUAUGGGAUGUGGGGAGGGACGCAGGCCGUCCUCAUCGUCAAAGAAAAGACACUAGAAUGGGAGGAACAGAAAAAUGAGAUGAAAGAACAAAUGCAUUCUGUUAGUAAAAAGGUAGAAAAACUUGAAGAAGAGAAGUCUAUGUUGGUAAAGGAAAUUGAAGUUAUUAAGGAGAUUCAAACUGGCGAGGCAAAAGUUCUUGAAGAAAAAAUAAUUAUAAUGGAGAAACAGAAGAUAGAAAUGGACAACAAAAUUCAGGUGAAUAUUGUAGAGGUAAAGAAACUUGAAGAUGAGAAAAUAUUUUUAUUAAACGAGGUAGACGCACUUAAAGCGGCUCUAAUGGAGGAAACAAAAAAUCAUGAAGAAAAUACAAUUAUGUGGGAAAAACAGAAAAUUGAAUUAGAUGAACAGGUGCAGGCUUAUAUUAUCAAAACGGAAAAAGUUGAAGAUGAAAAAACUAAAUUGACGAAUGAAAUUGAAAAGCUUAAAGAAAUACAGGGUGGAGAGGCGGAGAGGCAUGAAGAAAGGACAUUUAUGUGGGAAACACUGAAAAUUGAAUUGGAAGAACAGGUGCAAGCUAAAGUUCUAAUCGUGGAAAAGCUUGAAGGCGAAAAAAGUAAAUUAUUAGCUGUAAAUGAAAAGCUUAAAGAAACACAUAUGGAGAAUUAA
This is a messenger RNA of Cydia pomonella (codling moth), 1800 nucleotides long. Its product is annotated as proteasome activator complex subunit 4-like. The record is from RefSeq and is a predicted model, not a curated record. Gene Ontology annotation, biological process: proteasomal ubiquitin-independent protein catabolic process. The transcript has 3 exons. Gene Ontology annotation, cellular component: cytosol; nucleus. NCBI's taxonomy places the organism in Eukaryota, Metazoa, Arthropoda, Insecta, Lepidoptera, Tortricidae. Gene Ontology annotation, molecular function: peptidase activator activity; proteasome binding. Bases 1 to 1800 code for a protein of 599 amino acids.